Scleropages formosus (Asian bonytongue) is the source of this 1716-nucleotide messenger RNA. It is a transcript of the gene psmd13, whose product is annotated as proteasome 26S subunit, non-ATPase 13. The record is from RefSeq and is a predicted model, not a curated record. Gene Ontology annotation, cellular component: nucleus; cytosol; proteasome regulatory particle, lid subcomplex. Gene Ontology annotation, molecular function: structural molecule activity. Lineage: Eukaryota; Metazoa; Chordata; Actinopteri; Osteoglossiformes; Osteoglossidae. The transcript has 13 exons. Gene Ontology annotation, biological process: ubiquitin-dependent protein catabolic process. Bases 90 to 1226 code for a protein of 378 amino acids.
GCACUGCAGAAGCGGUGUGUACAUUCUUCGUACAGUAACAGUAAGAGUCUCUUGCUACAGCGAUACGUUGUACCGAGACGACGUUCACAAUGAAAGAUGUCACCGGGUACCUCAAACAGCAGCAGAGCAAAAGCUCCACGCCUGAACUGGCGAAAGAGUGGCACUCCUUGGAGGACCUCUACAACAGAAAGUUGUGGCACCAGCUUACACUGAAGCUCACAGAUUUUGUGCAGGAUCCCUGCUUUGCCACGGGAGAUGGACUUAUUCAGCUCUACGAAAACUUCCUCUGUGACUUUGAACACAGAAUCAAUCCGCUUUCCCUGGUGGAAAUUAUUCUUCAUGUAGCUCGACAAAUGACAGAUCCCAAUGUUGCUAUCACCUUCCUUGAAAAGACAAAAGAAAAGGUGAAAAGCAGCGAGGAAGCAGUAAUUCUUUGCAAGACCUCCAUUGGUAGCCUCAAGCUGGAAAUAAAUGACCUCCCAGCAACAAAGAAAAUAAUUGAGGACGUGGAGGAGAUGUUGAACAACUUGCCUGGCGUGACAUCGGUCCAUGGACGCUUUUAUGACCUCUCCAGCAAGUAUUACCGCAUCAUUGGGAACCAUGCGGCCUACUAUAAAGACGCCUUGCGCUACCUGGGAUGUGUGGAUGCUAAGGACCUUCCAGAGGCAGAACAACAGGAGCGAGCUUUCACACUGGGGCUGGCUGGACUCUUAGGGGAAGGUGUUUAUAACUUUGGAGAGCUACUCAUGCAUCCGGUGCUGGAGUCUUUGAGAAACACAGACAAGCAGUGGCUCAUAGACACACUUUAUGCCUUCAAUGGGGGCAAUGUGGAGAAAUUCCAGGCAUUCAAGCCAGCAUGGGGCCAGCAGCCUGACCUAGCAGCCCAGGAACACAAACUGAUGCAGAAGAUUCAGCUUCUUUGUGUGAUGGAGAUGACAUUUACCCGCCCAGCCAAUCACAGACAGCUGACCUUCCAAGAAAUAGCACACAGCGCUAAAAUCCCUGUGGAUGAGGUUGAGCUACUGGUGAUGAAGGCCCUUUCUGUGGGGCUCAUUAAAGGCAACAUUGAUGAGGUUGAUCAGAGGGUUCAGAUGACCUGGGUACAACCAAGGGUACUGGAUUUGCAACAGAUCAAAGGCAUGAAGGAACGUCUGGAUUUGUGGUGUGGAGAUGUGAAGAACAUGGCCAUGCUGGUGGAGCAGCAGGCCCAUGACAUCCUGACCUAGAGUGGUUUUCCAGCAGUUUCUGCUUGUUUGUCCAGGUUUCAUGAGGAUCUUUCAGACCCCCGCAGCCCAGGAGCAUUGUCUCUGACUGUAUUUUGGAAUAGUGACUGUAAGAGGACUGCAACAGCAGAAUCCAGAAUGCAGAACCUCUUCUGAGUACUGUUUUGUAUUUAAAGUUGGAUGCCAUGUUUUAUUCAGUUUUUUUAAAUUUCUUUAAAACCUGGUUUUGGACCAUGUAUCUUUUUCCAUGCAUUUUUGCCCUGUCCAGUCAGAUGGUCUGAUGCAUUUUACUUACUCAUUAAACUCUAAGCCGUUAGAGCUAGAAAAAAGUUCUUUUCUGUAACAGACUCCAUGUUCAAAGAGGACAAACUUAGUAUUAAAUUGGUGAAUGUGUAAUGCAUCCAGUUCUUUUGUACUGAAGAAAGUUUCCUAAAAAUCUCUACCACUUUCUGGCAGGGAAUGAUAUCUUUCCUCAGAUCCAAUAAAGGUAAUC